CCAUCUAUGUUCAUAGAAGAGUUUGUUUUAUAUCCGACUGCUUAUUUUCCUAAUGUGUAUAUAUCAUGUACUGUAGAAGAAAAUGUUCCUUUCCUUUCGAGUUUGAUGCAGAAUAUUUUUCACAAAUUUCAAAAACUGCUUGGCUGUUAAAUUCUGAAGCAUAGCUUCGAACUGCAUCAAGGUUAGUUAAGCAUCCAAAACAAAGAAAUCUAUUGAACGGUCUAGGGGCAAGACUUGGGAGGGGAAGAAUGAGUGAAAACAAAGUGGUUGUGAAUGACCGUGCCUUUUUUGGCUGUUUUAAUGGAGUGGAACAAUAAAGACACAACGAAGCAGAAAGAGAAAGAGUUGCCGCAGACAUCGGAAAACAUAUUUCAGGCAAAGGACAUUGGCAUAAGUUUGCUGUUAUCUUUGAAUUCUGUGCUGGAUUUCUAUCUCAAAUUGCUUGUUUAAGCAGAUCCGGAAAUGCAGAAGGAACGCUACAGAAAUGUCAGCAUGUGCCAACAAAUUAAAGUGCUUUUAUUGAAGAAUAUAAUUGUGAAAUGGAGAAUGAAAAAACAAAGUUUCCAGGAAUGGUUCGCAUCAAUUCUUCUUCUUCUUGCGAUGCUAUUUCUGUCAUCAGGCUUAUACAUAGGUCCAAAUGUUGAAAUCCCUCAUGGAGACCUUGGUCAGCUAGACGCACUUUCUUUCAACUUUUCUACACUUAAAAUUGCUUAUACUCCUGGAACAAAAACAGCAAGAGCAAUAAUGGAGAAGGUAGAAACAGUCUCCGUCAUGGGAGGUGUAACAACAAAACUCAUGGAAGAUGAAAAAGCAAUAGAAGAAGCACACAAGGAGGAGGAUGACAUCAUUGGAGUUAUAUUUCAGGAUCGCUUCUCCUAUCGACUCCGAUUUUCAGUAAGAAAAGUGAAUUCUCCCAUUGACUACGCUGCAGACAUAGAUUUAUGUUACAACUAUUCAUCAGAAUAUUGUUCCAGUCCACAAUACUGGUUCAGCGGAUUUCUAUCAUUGCAGUCCAGCAUUGAUGCUGCUCUCAUAGAACUGACCACUGGUCAUUCCGUAUGGGACGAAAUGAAGUCAAUUCGCGGCAUCCGUAUGAGAUCACCUUCUGUUUUGCCAUCACUUAGCACUGACUACAGCUUUCUCCUUCUGGUUAUGCCUAUGUGCUUUUUCCCAUUGAUAUACUUCUUGUCACAAAAUGUUUCAAGGGAAAAAAGGAAGCUGAAGGAAUUGAUGAAUAUGAUGGGAGUGAGAGAUAUGGCAUUCUGGCUUUCCUGGAGUUUGCUGUAUGCAGUGUAUAUCCUGAUCAUGACCAGUUUGCUGACACCUAUUAUCUACCAUUUAAUUUUCCCCACAGGCAGCUUCUUUGCUCUAUUUCUUCUGUUCUUCCUUUAUGGAAUAUCAUCUAUCCAUUUCUGUUUUAUGUUCAGUUCUCUCCUAAAGACAGCGAAAGCCACCAGCUCUGUUGUCUUUGUCCUCACGUUCUUUUUUGGAUCCCUCAGUGUUAUUAUGUUGAUAUUUAGAAUGCCCGCUCCUUUGGUAUGGACUUUGAGCCUCAUCUGCCCUUUUGCUUUCGGUGCUGAAAUUUCAAAGGUUAUCGUGUUUCAAAAAUAUGGAAAAAGCUUACAUUUGUCUAACAUAGUGGAGGACUCAGGUUUUUAUAGCCUGCUUAUUGACAGUGUUUUAUACAUGCUGCUGGCUCUCUAUUUUGACAAAACAAUUCCUGACAAAUAUGGAGUGCCUUAUCCUCCUUUGUUUUUUCUAAAAAAGUCCUACUGGUUUAAAUCAAGAAGCAGCUAUAUUCAAGAACAAAGCCAUAGCAAUAUCUUCAGUGAUAACGUUGAACCCGUAUCGCCUGAAUUUGAUGCAAAAGAAUCCAUCAGAAUCAAUAAUAUUAAAAAAACAUAUGAAGAGAAGAACAUGAAAACAGAAGCUCUGAGAGGCUUGUCCUUGAAUAUUUACGAAGGCCAGAUCACCGCAAUUCUUGGUCACAGUGGAGCUGGAAAAACGACGCUGCUAAACAUUCUCAGUGGGUUUUCCAACCCAUCUGCUGGUUCUGCAACAAUAUUUAAGUAUAAUAUAACCAAAAGGGAAGACAUGGAGGAAAUUCGGAAGAUCAGUGCUGUUUGUCCGCAAUUCAAUGUUCAAUUUGAAUUUUUAACAGUGAAGGAAAACUUAAAGACUUUUGCUAAAUUGAAGGGAGUUCCAUCCAAUGACGUAGAAAAUCAGGUGCAAAAAUUAUUGACCCUAUUGGAUAUGAAUGCCAUUCAAGACUCCCUAGCUUAUCGUUUAAGUGGUGGACAGAAACGAAAACUAUCUCUCGGAAUGACUUUGUUAGGAGAACCACAGGUCUUAUUACUAGAUGAGCCGACUGCAGGAUUGGAUCCUUACUCUAGACAGCUAGUUUGGGCCCUGUUGAACGAGCGCAAAGCGGGUCGCAUAAUUCUCUUCACUACACAGUUCAUGGACGAAGCUGAUAUUCUUGCUGACCGGAAAGCUUUCAUCUCUCAUGGUCGGCUUAAAUGCGUUGGUUCCUCUUUAUUCCUGAAGAAAAAAUGGGGCAUUGGCUAUCACUUAAGGAUGCAUGUAAAUGAGUUUUGUGACUCUGAGAAGACAACAUCCCUUAUCAAACGAUACAUCCCUGCAGCCAAAUUGUCUGGAGAACGUGAAAAUGAGCGGAGUUAUACACUGCCUUUAGAAAACGUGGAUAAAUUCCCAGAUCUGUUCCAUGACAUGGACAACCAGGCAGACCUUGGGAUUGUUAAUUAUGGGGUUACUAUGACAACUUUGGAAGAUGUCUUCAUGAAACUGGAGGACAAUGAAACAACUGAAGAAGAUUAUGGAGUUCUUCUGGAAGAGGACGGACGUGGUGCUGAUGAAACAGAACAAAAUCUACUAUUGCUGUCUGAUGCGGGAAAGUCAACAGUAAGGGGCAUGGAGCUCUGGAGACAACAAGUGUGUGCCAUAGCAAGAAUGCACUUCUUACAACUCAAGCGGGAGAGCAAAUUCUGGAGAAAUGUAUUUCUUCUUUUUGGAAUUGUACUAGUUCCUUCUUUUAUACAGUUGGUCGCAGCUGGUUUGAGGAAGGACUUACAUAAUGUAGAACUACAUUCUAGACUUUAUUUUGAGCCAGGGACUAAAUUUGAUACAGGAUUCUCUGGGCUUCUGAUCCUUAAUGAUACAGGUGCAAGUAUUGACCAUUUCAUCCGUGCUGUGAGGAGUCAGAAUAUCUUUGCAGAAACAGCCACCGGGAGUAAUGUCAGCGACCAGCUAGUACACAAUGGAGCUAUAAAAGUGGCCCUGGAGAAGGAGAAGUACCAGUUCACCCUUAUGUGCCACAUGGAAGUCAUGAACUGCUUUCCGGUGCUUGUCAACAUCAUCAGCAAUGCGCUUUUGCGAAUGUUUAAUUCUACUUCCCAUAUUCAAAUCUGGAAUCACUUAUUUCGUUAUCCUUUCAACCGUGAACUAUGGAUUUACUCUUCUCACAUUAACAUUUUUGGUAUUAUGGUUUUAUUUCCUGCUUUUGCACCACACUUUGCAAUGAACAGUGUUCGUGACUACAAGUUAAAAAUUCACUCCCAGCUUCGAGUCUCAGGGCUCUUUCCUUCAGCCUAUUGGUGUGGACAAGCUCUAGUGGACUUCCCUGUGCAUUGGAUUAUACUCUUUGUAGUGUUUGGAGCACAAUGGUUUCAACUUCUAAUGACCGGGAGUAUGCCUAAUGAACCCAUCGUAAUUUUUUGCUUUGUGUUAUUUCUACUUAGCUACGGCGUAUCAGUUGUCUUGCUGCUGUACGUAGUUGCUUUCAUAUUUCGCAAAGGACAGUAUGCUAGUAGUUUUUGGUCUUUCACCUUAAUGUUGAUUAUCGUGAUUCUCCUCAUUACCAGUAUUUUCUUCUACCAGUUUGAAGAGCUCCCUCUGAAUCAUGUGAUGGUUUUUUUGAUACCUCUAUAUCCAUCAGUAAUCUUCUCUAUGAUUUUUACAAUGUUGAUGUACUUACCUAAAGAUGUUCCUGAGUUAGCCACGACUUUUACUCAUUUUGAAACGUUCCUCUUGACAUCUGCAUUUGCGCCUUUCUUCCAGUGCAUAAUUUUCAUUUUUUUAUUGCGCUAUCUGGAGAUGAAAUACGGCAGCCCAAUAAUGAGAAGAGAUCCUGUCUUUAGGAUUUCUCCACAGAGCAAAAGCAGCCGUAAGAAUCCUGAAGAAGCGAGUGAAGAUGAUGACAGAGACGUUCAAGAUGAAAGGACAAGAGUACAAUAUGCAAUGGCUUCACCGGAUCAGGAAGAGAAACCAGUCAUUAUUGUCCACAAUCUGCGCAAGGAAUACAAAAGCAAAAAGGCUUGUUCCUGUUUGAAGAAGAACAAAGAGCAAAAGAAAGCAGCCACCAGAAAUGUCUCUUUUUGUGUUAAAAAAGGAGAAGUCUGGGGACUAUUGGGGCCCAAUGGGGCUGGUAAAAGUACAACAAUUAGUAUGAUUACGGGAGACACAGAACUGACUGCUGGACAGGUGCUGAUAAAAAAGGCCAAUGCAGCUACAUCAUUUGCAAAAGAAGAAAACGGUACAGGUUUUCUUGGCUACUGUCCUCAGGAGAAUGCCCUUUGGUCCAACCUGACCAUGAGAGAACAUCUGGAGGUUUAUGCAGCUGUGAAAGGGAUAAGGAAAGAUGCUGCUGCUGUUGCCAUCAACAGAAUUGUGCAAGCGCUGGAACUCCAAGAGCAUUUGAAAAAGGCAACCAAGACACUAGCUGCAGGAUUAAGUAGGAAAUUAUGCUUUGCUCUGAGUGUGCUGGGUGAUCCAACUGUGAUGCUGUUAGAUGAGCCAACAACAGGAAUGGAUCCCAGAGGAAAACGCCAGGUGUGGAAAGUAAUCCAUGCCUUACUGAAGGGCAAAGACCAAGGAGCCAUUUUGACAACUCACAAUAUGGAAGAAGCUGAGGCGAUGUGUGACCGAGUAGCUAUCAUGGUGUCUGGACUGCUCAGGUGCCUUGGCUCCAUUCAGUACCUGAAGAGCAAAUUUGGCAAAAACUAUUUGCUGCAAAUAAAAGUAAAGGGAGUGGAGCAAGGGGAUCUUGUGAACGCGGAAAUUCUGCGGAUCUUUCCACAGGCGGCUCGUCAAGAAAGGAUACCCACUUUGUUGGUCUACAAAAUACCAAUGGAUGAUGCACUGCCGCUAUCAAAAGCCUUCUCUCUGCUAGAGAAAGCUAAACGGACCUUCAGUCUGGAGGAGUACAGCUUUUCUCUGAACACUUUGGAACAGGUUUUCCUCGAACUUUGCAAAGACCAAGAGCGAGAUCGAGUUGAUGCUGCUCUGGAUUCAACUUUUGAGUGGAAGCACCUGCAGCAGGAAGAUUUCUAAGCUGCCGUUGGCCAAAGACUUUCUCUCUUGAUCCCUUGAUGUGAGAAGGAUGAGAGGCAGACAGAACAGCAUGCAGAGUCUCUGCCUCAUUUGUUACGUUGUGCAACUAAGCAGCUUGCACCAGUAGCUAGAACCCAUUUAUAUACCAGUAUUUCAAAGACUGUCCACUGGAUUCUUCCUAUGUAUUUUUGUAUUUACUCAGAUUGUGUUACCUAUAGACUGGAGCCCUGUUAUGGCAAGAAAAACCUAUUUAUACAUCUCUCUAUAGGCAUAUUAUCCAUACUAGUAACCAUACUAGAUAUAUAUAUAAUUAAGACCAGGGACAAAGAAAAAUAUACUAUUUGAACAACGUGCCAAGUGAGCUACUAUAUCAAAACAAAGAGGAAUAAAUACUAGAAGGGUCUAGUUUUUUAAGACCUUUGCAUAUUUGUCUGAAAAUUCUGUAUUUGCAUACCUGUCUAAAACUGCAAUAGGAACCCAGGCUUUUUAACCUGGACUUUUAUUUACUUUGAAAACUAUUGUCUCAUGUAACACAGUUCUGCUUGAGUUUCCAUUUUUAGAGGCUGAAAUUAAAAGGUUGUAAGCUAAA
Messenger RNA from Eublepharis macularius, 5938 nucleotides. RefSeq names its product ATP-binding cassette sub-family A member 9-like. Gene Ontology annotation, cellular component: intracellular membrane-bounded organelle; membrane. Gene Ontology annotation, molecular function: lipid carrier activity; ATP binding; ABC-type transporter activity. The record is from RefSeq and is a predicted model, not a curated record. Lineage: Eukaryota; Metazoa; Chordata; Lepidosauria; Squamata; Eublepharidae. The transcript is spliced from 39 exons. Gene Ontology annotation, biological process: transmembrane transport; lipid transport. Bases 463 to 5349 code for a protein of 1628 amino acids.